GUCGAGCACAGCGUCAGCUGCCGCAGCAGGAACGCACGUGCUUCUCCGCGCAUUUCAAGAUCAAGAUGGCAGCCUCCGUAUGUCGGUGCUACGAGCUGAUUGGCAGAAAUGCCUUGGCUCUCAGCUCCCGGACUCUGGUCUCCUCAGUGUGGAGGGGAGAUCAUUACAGGUUGCAGAGGAGCCCAGGUGCAGCUGUGCAGGUGCGAUAUGCCUCAGGACGGAAAGGUUUUCUGGGAGAGUUUGUUGAUAACCUUCGUCAGGAGUUCAGUAAGAAUCAGGAGAUGAAGGAAAACAUAAAGAAGUUCAGAGAAGAGGCCAAAAGGCUCGAGGAGUCCGACGCCCUUCAGCAGGCCCGCAGAAAAUAUAAAUCGAUAGAGGCAGAGACAGUGAAGACAUCAGAGGUGUUUAAGAAGACCUUGGGCUCUCUAUCAGAGACCGUUAAGGAGAGUCUCGAGGAAGUGAGUCGUAGUGACAUCGGGAAGAAGAUCAAGGAAGGUGUGGAGGAGGCCACCAAGACAGCCAGAGGCUCUGCAGAGUCUUUAUCCAAGGGAGGAGAAAAACUGGGCCGGACCAACGCGUUCAAGGCCAUCUCACAGGGUGUAGAAUCCAUGAAGAAGGAGAUAGAUGUCGGUGACGCCGGCCCUUACAGGGCUCCUUCUCAGCUGAGGAAGAGGAGCGAUUUCUCAUCUAAAAGUGCAGAUGACGACACCAGAGUGUUCGAGGCCAACGAAGAGGCCAUGGGUGUCGUUCUUCACAAGGAUUCAAAGUGGUCCCAGCAGUGGAAGGACUUCAAGGACAACAACGUAGUUUUUAACAGAAUCUUCGAGAUGAAGAUGAAAUAUGAUGAAAGUGACAAUGCCCUCAUCAGAGCAUCCAGAGCUCUAACUGACAGAGUCACUGACUUCCUAGGUGGUCUCUUCUCUAAGACGGAAAUGUCCGAGGUGCUGACAGAGAUCCUGAAGGCAGACCCCAGCUUUGACAAAGAUUCUUUCCUCAAACAGUGUGAGAAAGACAUCAUCCCCAACAUACUGGAGGCGAUCAUCCGUGGCGAGCUGGAGGUAUUAAAGGACUGGUGCUAUGAAGCUACCUACAGUCAGCUUGCCCACCCCAUCCAGCAGGCCCGAGCUCUGGGGCUUCUCUUCCAGUCUAAAGUACUCGACAUCGAUAACUUAGAUCUGGCGAUGGGUAAGAUGAUGGAUCAGGGCCCUGUGCUGAUCAUCACCUUCCAGGCUCAGGUUGUCAUGGUGAUUCGCAGCCCCAAAGGAGAUAUUGUGGAAGGAGAUCCGGAGAAGGUGAUGAGGAUGAUGUAUGUGUGGGCGUUGUGUCGGGACCAAGAGGAGCUGAACCCCAGUGCUGCCUGGAGGCUCCUGGACAUCUCUGCCUCCAGCACAGAGCAGGUCCUCUAAGAGGAGGAGCAGGAGCACAGUGGCUCAUCUGGGGGACACAAACUGAGAUACAAACACAUACCUGGAAUAGCUGCACAUCCUUUAUACAUUAAGUUGAACAAAGAGAGAAGAGGGAAACCCUGCUGCUGUGUGAGAGAGUACCAUUUCCCCAUUUGUACCCAGAGGAUUUAUGUGCAAGCGUGCAUAUUUGACCACCCUCUGACAAUUAGCUUUGGAGAUAGUUUAUGACACAUUCAGUUAAGUUUGUCUGUGCAGUCUUCUGUACUGGUACGCUCAGUGUUUUGGAUUGCCUGGAGUAUAUAUAUAUAUACUGCAUAACUAAUUAAUUUCAGCGUGGAUGGACUUGCAUCUUCACCAGGAGCCUGCAUUGUUUCAUCUAAGCUGCAUAGCUCAUCAAUACUGGACGGCUGGUGGGCAGAUUGUAAAUAAUCCUGUUAUGACAGUGGAGGAAAAUGGACAUGCAGUCUGUGAUAUCUGUUGGUCUUUAGGGGGAUGUUUUAUACCUAAAUUACAUUAAUCCUGGUUAAAUAAUGGAGCUGGAAGAUGAAAUUGUUGACUGUGGUGGGGACCUUUGAAUCAUCUGUGCACAGGAGACACUUUAAUAGAGCAGCUUCAGUUUUACUUUUGUGCCCUCGGUGAAUGGAUUUGGGCACAAUGUUGAGACUAGUGCAUUAUGGGUACUGUAGUGCAUGUUAAAAGCAUAAAAAUAUGCUUCAGUUUUUGCAGCAGAUGAACCACAGCUGCCUCCUGUGUAGCAUCAACAGCAUUGAACAAGCAGCGACCAACUGAGCUGAGUUUGACAGAGAGAGUAUUUUUUUCUCAGUCAAAGCAAACCAGCCUUUAAAGAAUGGGGUUUUUUUUUAGGGCCUAAUAUUAAAAUAUGAAUUUUCAAAGUCACCGUGAAAGAACGGAUGAGAGCUGCAAGGGCUUUAAUGUUCUUCAGUGUCAGUGUUUGAAGGGCUACUGACGACCAGAAAAUUUAAACUAAAUUUUCAGAUCCUUCAGCGCUCACUUUGUUGGUUUCUGCUUUGCUCCUGCUGGUUUUUACAUAAGAGUAAUGGUGAAAUGAAAAAGUAAAACAAGGAUAAAAACAUACGACGUCCACCCUGUCAUGCCGAGACAAGACUACAGUUUACUGGGACUUGAAAUCAAAUUGAGAAAUCGAGGAGAUAAAGCUCCCAGUGGGACUCGUAUCUACUUAUUAGUGUAAGCUUAUAUUCAACGUCAUCAUGCUUGUGAGCCGAAAUGGGACCACCUUACUUUUUCCAGUCAUUGAGGCAGCUUUGAUGUUUGAGGAAUCGUUGCACAUUUUUCAGCUGAGCUGUUUGGUUUACAUUUACGUGGCUUUGCGAGACAUAAAUGAUGACGAUGAUUGACACGUAUAGAUAUCGUUGUUCAUGUAAGUAAAGAUUACACACAUUCUGAUCGUACUGUAACGUUACAGCUUCAUUCAGUUCAUAAUGAAUGUCUUUAAGCUUCAUGUUGUACCGCCUCUGUAAAGACGCUCCGAGUUUGUGGAUGUGUGUGUUCUUUAAGCACAGCACUUUCCAUUAAAGGUCAAACCGCACGAGGCGGUUUAUUGCAAUGUCCGAAAGUCAUGGAUGUGUCUGAUGGCCACACCGUGCUCGCCUUCUGCUUCUCAUGAGUCUUGGUUGUGUAAUCCAUCACAUGGUUGCGAAGAAACAUGUGACAGUUGUGUUGGAGUCAUUCCUGGUGAUUAAAACAACACACUCGCCAUAAAACAUGCACUUUUAUUUAUGAGGACGACGGGUGAGAGGACUCGUAUUUAAACGUUAUUUUUUUAUUGAGUAUGCGUCUUUCUUUCUGAACUGAAGCCAUGCUGUUUUGGACUCUGCUGCCACCACCAGUCAAAAUGUGAUUACAACAAGACACAACUGUUUCUCAUGAUCCCACAUUAAAUGCCAAAAUGUCCCAGGGGAGAAGUUUCUGUGAUUUGGAGAAACUUAUUUUUUUGCCUGACAGAUAGUGAUGUUUGCAUCUUGAGUUUGUUCUAUGCAAACCUUUAACGGCAGUAAUGAUCACUCAAGGUUUGAGGCGCCACAGGCAGGACCUCAGUUUCAGUCAUGUUGUGUUGCUGUAAAAACUGUCCUUGUACAUACUGUUUUUAUUGGAUCAGAAUAAAGAGAAAUUCUAAUAGUUCAA
Messenger RNA from Haplochromis burtoni (Burton's mouthbrooder), 3569 nucleotides. RefSeq names its product mitochondrial import inner membrane translocase subunit TIM44. Gene Ontology annotation, biological process: protein import into mitochondrial matrix. Bases 66 to 1406 code for a protein of 446 amino acids. The record is from RefSeq and is a predicted model, not a curated record. Gene Ontology annotation, cellular component: mitochondrial inner membrane. Gene Ontology annotation, molecular function: protein-folding chaperone binding. The transcript is spliced from 13 exons. NCBI's taxonomy places the organism in Eukaryota, Metazoa, Chordata, Actinopteri, Cichliformes, Cichlidae.